Insectozyma verbasci is the source of this 2643-nucleotide messenger RNA. NCBI's taxonomy places the organism in Eukaryota, Fungi, Ascomycota, Pichiomycetes, Serinales, Debaryomycetaceae. The record is from the annotation of a GenBank genome assembly.
AUGUCAAGUCAUACAAGUCCAUAUAAAGGUCAUAAACGACAAAAAUCAUCGAUACUGACUUCAGCAUUUCAAUCGCAUUUUCAAAUACCAAACUCUCCACCAUUACAACAUCAAACCAUUCAUAAUUUACAACAAGGUUACCCAGUUCCACAAUCUGCUCCUGCUUCAUAUCAUCAAGAUUCACAGUCUUUUAAUUUUAUAGGGUUUCAAAAUCAUCAACAACAUAUUGCACCCCCUCUACAAUCUUCAAGUUCGUAUUCAAGAUCUUCAAUUGAUUAUGCACUUCCACCUUCUACUAAAGCAUCAUCAUCAUCAGAUAAUAAUCAGCAUAUUACAUCUCCAUUGAAAAGAAGUGCAUCGCAACAAGAUAUAUAUUAUUUUGAUUCAAAACCUCCACCUCCUCCAAUUUUUCAACAACCACCACCACCAUCUUCUUCAUCAUCAUCAAACUACUGCCAACCUAAUAUUGCUCCAUUAUUCAAUUAUCCGCCACCAUUUAGUCAUCCUGGUCCAAGUAUUGGAGGUGGUGAAUUAAAUCAUUCAUUCAAAUUUGGUGGAGAUUCAAAUGCAAAUGUUGCUGGUCAACAUUCACAUAAAUUACCAACUUCAUCAGUUAGACAUCAAAAAAAUCAAUUAUCAAUAUCAUCGCAUUUGACAUUAUUUAAUUUAUGUGAAAAACAACAACAAAUACCGUUGCAUCAACCCGAAAAUGAGAUUUUACAGGAUUUAAAAUCUAAAUUAUCAACUGUUGAUGGUUCAAAUAUUAAUUCUUACUUAUUGCAAGUUAUUUUAAAAGCCAAUUCACCUUAUCUAUUAGAUGAUUUUUACAAUUUAUUAUAUAAUGAAAGAAUUUUACCGAGAAGUGAUUUCAAAUUAGAUAAAACAAAUAUAAAUACAUCUCCCGGUAUCACAACCAUCUUUGAAAGUAUAUUAAAUCAUUUCAAGAAUUUAGAUUCAUUAAAUUUAAAGAUUAAUUAUCAUGAAUUAUUACGAAAUUUUUUAGCCAUCAAGAUAUUAAAGGAUGUUUUAGUUCAAUUAAACCUUAACGAAAUUGAUGAACCACAGAAUUAUUCAAUUCCAAGAUUAUCCAUAUAUAAAGUUUACUAUAUUAUCUGUCAAAAAUUAAUUUGUAUUUAUCCAAGUUCAACAAAUUCAAUACCUGAACAACAAAAAUUAAUAUUAGGACAAAGUAAAUUAGGUAAAUUGAUAAAAUUAGUAUAUCCAAAUUUGUUAAUUAAAAGAUUAGGUAGUCGAGGAGAAUCAAAAUAUCAUUAUUUAGGUGUUUUGUGGAAUGAGAAUAUCAUAAAUGAUGAUAUUAGAUCAUUAUGUGAUAAUCAUGAAUUGAAUGAUUUGAAUGAAAUUUUUAAUAAUGAUUCGAAUGCCAAUCCAUUUUUAAUUACAUUACCAAAGAAAUCAAGAAAAGGAAGUACAAUUAAGAUUAAAAAGGAAGAACAAGAAGAGAAAGGACAACAGCAACCAGAAGUAAUUAUUGAAUCACCAAACUUAUCAUUUAUAAAACCAUUUUUAAAUUAUCCUCCUGCUAGUUGUAAAUUUACAAUUCUUGAUGAAGUUAAUUGGUUUACAAAGACUUUAGAUUCAAUUUAUAAAUCAAUUCCACAAAUUAAAAAGAAAUUUAUUAGUGAAUCAUUGUUUAAUAAUGAUAAUUUAUUAAUUCCAAAUAAUUUAUUGACAAAUUUAGUCAUUGUAAUUAAGAAAUUAUCUGAUGAACAAUCAAUUUUGAAAUUAUAUUUGAUUGUAUUAUUAGAAUUAUUACCAUUUUUAUUAUUAAUUAAAACAUCAUCAACCAAUAUCAAUUUUCUUAAAAAUUUAAGAACAAAUUUAUUAUAUGUGAUUAAUCAAUUGAAUAAUGAAAUUGGAAGCUUAAAUUUUAAUCUUACAAAUUCUACAAUAUUCAUCAUAUGUAUUAAAAAAUUAAUCAAUUUAAAUGAUUUAAUAAUCACAUUCAUAAAAUUAAUAAGAAAAGAUAAUAAUAAAAUUUCAAUGAUUGAAGAUAUUGAACUGUUUUUAAAAGAUUCAAAACCAAUAAUCAAAAUUGAACAUGAAGAAGACGAUGAAAAUUUAAAUAAACCACCAACUUCAUUAUUUGAUUUCAAUUUUAAACAUAAUAUAUUGUCAAAUGAUUUAGUUUAUACAUUGGUUGGAUUUAAUUUUGAUCCAAGUUCAACUGCAAAUAAACAACAGAUCAAAGAUUCACUAUCAAUGAAAUUUAUAAAUCAAGAAAUUAAUAUUCUUGAUAAUUUUUUUAAAAUUGAUUUAAAAAACUUUUUAAAUCAAACUGGGGGUAAUUCAAAUUCGGAUAAUUAUUCAGAAUCAAUCUUGUCAUCAUUUGAAUUAUUUAAAAUUAGUUCAUUAUUUGAAUUGAUUGACGAUAAAUUAUUAAAUCAACAAUUUAAAUCAAAAUACCCAAUCACGAUCUUUAAUAAUUUUAUAACUUUUACAUUUAAUGACAUUUUAAAAUUCAUAUUCUUAAAGAAACAAGAGAAUAAUUUAGAGAAUCAAGAAGGAGGAAGCAAUAAUGAUGGCUGUUUUGGAAGUUGGUGGGUUUUUAAUUGCUUUGUCCAAGAAUAUCUCGCUGUUAUUGGUGAAAUUGUUGGUUUAAAUGAUUGUAUACAGUCGUCGUAA